Molecule: messenger RNA, 3146 nt
Organism: Dendrobium catenatum
Lineage: Eukaryota; Viridiplantae; Streptophyta; Magnoliopsida; Asparagales; Orchidaceae
Product: alpha-N-acetylglucosaminidase
Exons: 19
Coding region: 301-2892 (863 amino acids)
Source: RefSeq, a predicted model, not a curated record
UUUCUUUCUCCCCAAAUCCCUUCCCUUGAAAUUUACGAAACCCCCGCCGGCAAAGGAGAGAGGAAGUCGGGGCUGCAGCUCCUAGAGAACGGGAGCAGCAAAGUGUAAAGAAGUGUUGAUCAGACUUCUGGAUUUAUGUUAAAGCCGGCCAAUGUAGGAUUCACUAAAUUCGGAAUUUAAGGCAAAGAGGAGAAACGUAAUUUUAGUUGGUUAAUUCCUGCUUAAACCCUGCUCAAAUCCUGUUGCCAAACAACCCCUAGAGUGCCAUUGACAUCACCACGGCCGCUGGGAAGCAAAACAAUGAGAGCACUUUUCCUUUUGCUCCUUCAUUUGUCUAUCCUUCUACACCCAUCUUCACCAUCUCCUGUCCUCGCCGGAAAGAAAAGCCGAGGAACUGAUGCUGUGGAGCAAAUUCUUCGGCGGGAAGAGAGCCUGCGAGCUCCACCUUCCGUGCAGUUGGCUGCAGCCCAAGGUGUCCUUCGCCGUUUGCUCCCAAGACACACCUCCAGCUUCCUUCUAAAGGUCGUCCCCAAGGGUCUUUGCGAAAGCUUCAGCUGCUUCCGUAUUGGCAGUGUUGUCAACUCGAGUCUAAAUGGGCCAGAAAUAAUGAUAGAGGGAAGUACAGCUGUUGAGGUUUCAUCUGGCCUUCAUUGGUAUUUGAAAUACUGGUGUGGUGCUCAUAUUUCAUGGGAUAAGACAGGUGGGGUUCAAGUGGAUACCGUUCCUUCACCUGGAUCAUUACCACGUGUGGAAGGCCAAGGUGUGAAAGUUGAACGUCCAGUUCCAUGGAACUAUUAUCAGAAUGUUGUUACCUCAAGCUAUUCUUUUGCAUGGUGGGAUUGGAAAAGAUGGGAAAAAGAGAUAGAUUGGAUGGCUCUGCAAGGAGUUAACUUGCCUCUGGCAUUUAAUGGGCAAGAGGCUAUCUGGAAGAAAGUUUUUAAGGAUUUUGAUGUCGGGAAUGAAGAUCUUGGUAACUUUUUUGGUGGGCCGGCCUUUCUUGCAUGGGCUAGAAUGGGGAAUUUACAUGGGUGGGGUGGACCACUUUCCCAGAACUGGUUGGACCAGCAGCUGAACCUCCAAAAGCUCAUACUUCCUCGAAUGAUUGAGCUUGGGAUGACUCCUGUGCUGCCAGCCUUUUCUGGGAAUGUUCCUGCAAUAUUCAGAAAGAUAUUUCCUACUGCCAACAUUACUAGACUGAGCAAUUGGAACACUGUUAAUGGUGAUCCCCGGUGGUGCUGCACAUAUCUUCUUGAUCCAUCAGAUCCUCUAUUUAUUGAAGCUGGCAGAGCAUUUAUCAAGCAACAAAUUAAAGAAUAUGGACAUAUAACUAACAUCUACAACUGUGACACUUUUAAUGAGAACUUGCCCCCUACAAAUGAUCCAAAAUACAUCUCAUCACUUGGAUCAGCUGUGUAUGAUGCAAUGGUUAAAGGUGACAACGAUGCAAUAUGGUUAAUGCAGGUACCUAAAUCUUUAUUUUGUUUCACCAGGAAUUGGAAUUCACGGCUUGGGCAAAACAUGGAGGUCCAGCGUCAAGGGGAACUGCAAGGAGAUGGUGGGCUGGAGGCUCACGGAUGGCUGUUUAACCGUGAGAUUGGGAGCAGUAGGGGGGGGUGGCUGCACGGGACGGGAUGGACUGUGGCCGGUGGGAUGAGGUUACGGGCUGGCUGGCAGGGAGUUGAUCGGCAGCUGGCUCUUCUUCACUCUGUUCCAAUUGGGAAAAUGAUUGUUCUUGACUUAUUUGCUGAUGUAAAACCUAUGUGGAAAACAUCUUCACAAUUUUAUGGUGUUCCAUAUGUCUGGUGUAUGCUACACAACUUUGGCGGCAACAUUGAAAUGUAUGGUAUCCUUGAUGGAAUUUCUUCUGGCCCUAUCGAUGCCUGGGUUAGCCAGAACUCAACCAUGGUUGGUGUUGGCAUGUGCAUGGAAGGUAUAGAGCAUAAUCCAGUCGUCUAUGAGCUAAUGCCUGAAAUGGCAUUUCGCAAUCACGUCAUUCAGAUUGAGGGGUGGCUAAAGAACUACUCUUUCAGACGAUAUGGCCAAGCAAAUCACCAUACUGAAGAAGCAUGGAAAAUUCUUUACCAUACAAUAUACAAUUGCACUGAUGGAAUUGCUGAUCAUAAUAAAGAUUUUAUAGUUCAAUUUCCAGACUUCACUCCACGUCAGAAGGGUAGUCAAGUUUUACAUAUCUCCAAAAAUACGAAUAGCAGAUUCUCCUUCAGGGAGACCAAAUCUAACCCUCAAGAACCACAUUUAUGGUAUUCAACUAAAGAGGUGAUAGAGGCUUUGAAAUUGUUUAUUUUGGCAGGAACCAGUCUUUCAGAAAGUCUUACAUACAGAUACGACCUUGUUGACCUGACGAGGCAAGUGCUUGCCAAAUUAUCAAACCAGGUUUAUCUGGAUGCCAUUAAUGCCUAUCACCAAAAAGAUGCUGGUGAACUGAGUCUUCAAAUUAAGAAAUUUACUGAACUCAUUGAGGACAUCGACACUCUUCUGGCCUCUGAUGACAAUUUCCUGCUUGGAACUUGGCUAGAAAGUGCCAAGAAAUUAGCAGUAAAUAACGAGGAAAAAAAACAGUAUGAAUGGAAUGCCAGAACACAAAUUACAAUGUGGUUUGAUAACACAGAGACCAACCAGAGCCAACUUCAUGAUUAUGCUAACAAAUUCUGGAGUGGACUUCUGAAAAGCUACUAUCUGCCAAGAGCUUCAACUUAUUUCAGCUACCUGUUAGAAAGCUUAGAGAAGAACGAAGAUUUUCCUCUGGAGAAAUGGAGAAAAAAUUGGAUUUCUUAUUCCAACAAAUGGCAAGGAGGUCAGGAGCUUUACCCAGUUAAAGCUGAAGGUGAUGCCCUUUCAAUUGCUAAGGCCUUGUUUGCCAAAUAUUUAAGCUGAUUCAUACUGAUAAGAUGGCUCCAUUUUGUUAUGCAAAGAAUGAUUCGAUUGAGAUAUUGAUGAUCAAACGAUUCAUAAUUUUAAACAAAAAAUGGUCAGUAAGGAAUAUUCUCAGCUUUCGUAAUGGAUAGCUCACCAAAUUUGCAAUCAUGUGUGAUUGUAUUGCUAAAACGAUAGCCAUUGUUGCAUUUUUCAUAAUUUUCUUGGUUGAGAAUCAUUUGCUUAUCAAAUAAAGCUUUUAGGGGAAGAUAUAA